AUGGCUACCGCCGCAGUUUCCUCGCCCACUCCAAUUCCAACAUAUAAUCCUCAAAUAGUUCAGUCGGCGCAAGAACCAAAGGUGACCGGACCACAAGAUGUACAGACGGUCCUGAACUAUCACAAGCCGAAUGAGGAUGGCUCACCGCCCCAUCCAACCUACACUGAUCGUCCAGAGACAUAUGAUCGCCCAGUCGAAACUCACCCCACGACAGUCACAGACGUGCGAGGCCGCGAGAACGAGUUCUCGCUCGAUACCAACGGGUUUCAAUUUUACAAACAUGCAAGCGUGGAGAAAGACUUCGUAAACGACGAGCAGAUCAAGGAUCAAUACUACAAAGAAACCGAGCAACUCCUGAAAGACGCCACUGGCGCAACACGCAUCCACAUCUUCGACCACACGAUUCGUCGCCCGUCCCCAAGCCACUCCUCGACAACCCCCCAGCUGCGCGGCCCCGUGCAGCGCGUGCACAUCGACCAGUCGUACGCGGCGGCGCUCUCGCGCGUGCCAUUCCACCUGCCUGCUGACGCCGACACGCUGCUCAAGUCGCGCGUGCAGAUCAUCAACGUGUGGCGGCCGAUCAAAACGGUGCAGCGCGAUCCGCUCGCCGUCGCCGAAGCGAACAGCGUCUCAGACGACUCGCUGGUCGUCACGGAGCUGAUCUACCCGACGCGCAAGGGUGAGACGUGGUAUUAUAAAUCGCAUCUCAGCCCCGAGGAAGUCAUUCUGAUCAAAUGCUUCGACUCGAAGAAAGACGGCCGCGCUAGACGGGUGCCGCAUACUGCGUUCCACGUCCCUGGUACGGAGGACAAGGAGGGGCGGGAGAGCAUUGAAGUGCGUGCGUUAGUGUUCCACGAGCAUGAGAGUUUGGAAUAA
This is a messenger RNA of Ascochyta rabiei, 876 nucleotides long. RefSeq lists its product as uncharacterized. Bases 1 to 876 code for a protein of 291 amino acids. The record is from RefSeq and is a predicted model, not a curated record. The transcript is spliced from 3 exons. NCBI's taxonomy places the organism in Eukaryota, Fungi, Ascomycota, Dothideomycetes, Pleosporales, Didymellaceae. Gene Ontology annotation, molecular function: oxidoreductase activity.